Sodiomyces alkalinus F11 is the source of this 2637-nucleotide messenger RNA. RefSeq lists its product as hypothetical. The transcript has 2 exons. Bases 458 to 2368 code for a protein of 636 amino acids. The record is from RefSeq and is a predicted model, not a curated record. Gene Ontology annotation, biological process: intra-Golgi vesicle-mediated transport. NCBI's taxonomy places the organism in Eukaryota, Fungi, Ascomycota, Sordariomycetes, Glomerellales, Plectosphaerellaceae. Gene Ontology annotation, cellular component: TRAPPII protein complex; trans-Golgi network.
GUCAGAGCAAAAGUCUCUGUCCGAGCUCUGACCUAGAAACCCCCCCUCCCGGGUAGGUAGGUAGUUACAUAAGGUACCUUAGGUAAUGUGCUUCGACAUUUUGACCGACGGGUACCUCUCCGAAGUACCUUAUCCCUUCAAUACCUCACCGACGACCACGACGACCGCGACGAUAACCUCAAGACCACUCGAUCCCCUCGCAAUCUUACAACCUCCUCCCCUCUCGUCUUAAGGCCCGCGUGGGUCAUUUUUACACAGGAUUCUGCGGUCCCAUUGAAGCUGAAGCCAUUACAUAGGCCGUUGUGUGGAUGGGACUUCCCCUUCUUCUUCUUCCUCACUCACUGAUCGAAUUCGUCGCCUCGUAUUAUUCUUGACCGAAUUCUCCGGCGACUCCCUAUUCCCCUUUGACGACAUGUUCAUGAUAUAAGUCGACAUAUUAUAUAACUCUCAAUCAAGAAUGGCCAUUGAUGAUGGUGCAUCGAGUGACGCCCUUGGGAGGGGUCCGUUCGAUAUCAUCGAGAGCUCACAUUUGUCCUAUAUUAUCCCAAAAGCGACCAACCUAGACCUAGAGGAAGCCUCUCAAGAUGCUGACGACACGGGGAAUCUUUUUGACGCCAUAGAGAAACGCCAAGAACUCUUCUUUGACGAAACUGUCGACGUACACCUCAUACUACGCGCUCCUUUACUCGACGAGGCAACGUUGCGCUCCUAUCUGACCCGGUUACACAUUUCCCUCGAAGCCCAAGUGGUGAACGGCCAAUCGGCUGGGAAAGACACCCCGCCUGCAUCCGACACCAUCUUCGAAGGCGUCGUUGAGGACACCGACGACCCGUUCAUCGUCGUCAAUGCCGCCGAGGACAGCGACGACGAAGAUGGCGAAGACCACCCGCAGCAGCAACCGCACAUCUACGCCGUCUGGAAACUGUCCGUGUUUCUUGCCAGACCGCGGGUCCGCCUCCAGAGCCCAUCCGUCGUCUUCCGAGCUUCGGCGAAUCUGAAACCAGCGGAUGCGACGGGCAGCCCCUUUGGAGGCACGAACGACGGGUACAUGCGUAGCGGAGUCCCGGCCGGCCUCAACCUGCUCGAGUCGUUCAACGCAGACCCUGCGCUGGGCGGCGUCACGCCCCGCCUCUCUGCUCUCCGCGUCUCCCGCGUGGCUCCCGUCACCCAGACGCGGGGUCUUAUGAAGCCCUUACGUGCCCAGCCCAGCCUGAAACUCAACAUCUUCCCGGCCAUCCACACGAGGGUGCGCUUUUCCCGCCCCAACACCAUCCCGCCAAGCCCCGCCCUGAUCGCAAUGUUGGAGGUCGAUUUCACAUCUCACAUCGAGGACGCCGGCAUCCGUAUCCGUUUAGACAAGGUCACCUUGACUGCGCAGGACACUGUUGUCCAAGACCUCAACUACCAUGCCGGACUGUCCCUACCCCAUAAAUGCGCGGCGCAUGACCACGUCACGCUCUUGUACCGCCUGGCGCCCGCGCAAGCCGAAAUGCUGACCAGAUCCCCGACCCGCAACCUCGACGUCUCCAUCGAAGCCACCAUGGAAGACGACUCCGGCAUCUGCACCCCCAAGCUCACGCUGGCGUGGACCACCAACCUCGACUUCACCCUCCCCGUCAACCCGGGCUUCGGCUCCGCCACGCAGCCGCCCCUCCAACGCGCCCACCGCCCCUCCCAGCUCUCCAUCAGCGGUUCCGAGUCCCUGAUCGCCCCGGCCGUGAGCCGCCCGGACGCCCUCCCGGCCCUUGAAGCCGCCACCGCCCGAAGCACCGAGACCACCAUCCCGGACCUGGGUCUCACCAUGACCAUUUGCGCACCUCCGGGGCCUCUGUUCCCGGGCGAACCAUUCACAUGGACUAUCUACGUCGUUAACCGCGCCGGCGUAGGCAAGGCUGCAGCUGGUGGUGGUGGUGGUGGUGGUGGUGGUGCUGCUGCUGCUGCUGCAGCUACUGCCACGGCGGCGCCACCUGGCCGCAAGCUGGCUCUCCUGGCGCUCCCGAAGCGCAGGCGUACCGAUGUACGCGUCGUUCGCCCGCCCUCCGCCGCGGAGAAGGGCAAGACGGCCGCCGACCGCCGGAAAACCGCCGAUGCCGUGUUGGACGAGAACGUCGUGCAUGCCAUGCAACGGAACUCGCUCGUCGAUGCCGCUGAUGUCGUGUGUCUGAGUCCUGACACGCGGGUUGGGCCGCUCGCCCCCGGGGCCUGUCAUGUGGUGGACCUCAAGUUCGUCGCCCUGCGGGCAGGGAUCGUCGGCAUGGAGGCGAUCAGGGUGGUUGACCUGGGAACGCAGGAACAUGUUGAUGUUCGUGAGUUGCCAAUUAUGGUUGUGGAUGAUCUAAAGGCCGAAGAAGAUGGAGCGGAGGAUUAGGGGGGUAGGAGUCCGAUAAUUCAAGUUCAACGCGCGUCAAGUUAGGUAUGGAGGCCCCCCCCCUUUGCUUAAUCAAGAGCUAUCUACCUACCGUUUGUGCCUUGGAUCCCGCUAUCCUUGACGCCCCUUCCCGUCCCUAGCUUUGAAACCGAGAGAGCGCCAGACAGAAUGGCUACGCGGGGGGCCAUAUAAUCCACGCCCGUGAGAAUUUCCACCCAAACCCACACUCCCCGUACGCCCCAUGCAAUAUAAUACUUCGAAAACCCCAU